Messenger RNA from Juglans regia (Persian walnut), 688 nucleotides. Its product is annotated as synaptotagmin-5-like. Gene Ontology annotation, cellular component: endoplasmic reticulum. The record is from RefSeq and is a predicted model, not a curated record. The coding region runs from base 70 to 594 and encodes 174 amino acids. The transcript has 4 exons. Gene Ontology annotation, molecular function: lipid binding. Lineage: Eukaryota; Viridiplantae; Streptophyta; Magnoliopsida; Fagales; Juglandaceae.
UUGGAGGUCCAUAGAGACAAUAAAAACAGGGGGCAGGUGCAUUUGGAACUUUUAUACUGUCCUACUGCGAUGGCGAAUGGAUAUUCCAACCCUUUUGCCCCAGAUCUUUCAAUGACCUCAUUAGAGAGGUUUCUCAAAAGUGGGGUGAAUGGAACAGAAGCUAUUGAAAAUGAGAGAGGAGUCAUACAGAAGAAAAAUGAGGUUAUUGUUAGAGACGUUCUUUCUGUUAUUGUGAUAUUUGCUGAAGAGUUGCCAGCGGUGGAUCUAUUGGGGAAGGCCGAUCCCUAUGUUGUAAUCACUUUGAAGAAAUCAGAAAUGAGAAACAAAACUAGGGUUGUGAAUGAGACCUUGAAUCCAGUUUGGAAUCAAACUUUUGACUUUGUUGUUGCAGAUGGAUUACAUGAUAUGUUAAUUCUUGAAGUCUGGGAGCACGACACAUUUGGAAAGGAUUAUAUGGGGAGAUGCAUCUUGACACUAACUAGGGCUAUAUUGGAAGGGGAAUUCAAAGAGUGCUUCCAGCUAGAUGAAGCCAAAUCAGGAAAACUGAACUUGCAUCUCAAGUGGAUGCCACAGCCUGUUUACCGUGAUUCUUGAGUGCUUCUUUUCAGCAGCUGAUGGCAAGACAAUUAAAUCAAAGAGAAGGUACCACCUGCUCGAUGUAUACCAAGAACAUUGCUAACACCGACAC